Messenger RNA from Danio aesculapii, 1975 nucleotides. It is a transcript of the gene sftpbb, whose product is annotated as surfactant protein Bb. The transcript is spliced from 10 exons. Gene Ontology annotation, cellular component: lysosome. Gene Ontology annotation, biological process: sphingolipid metabolic process. Lineage: Eukaryota; Metazoa; Chordata; Actinopteri; Cypriniformes; Danionidae. Bases 41 to 994 code for a protein of 317 amino acids. The record is from RefSeq and is a predicted model, not a curated record.
CAGUGCUCAUCAGCUGAACACAGACAGCACUGAUUCCAGCAUGCUGCAGUUCGCCUUCCUCAACAUCUUCCUCUUCACCUCUGCCCUGUCUUCAGGAUGGGCAAGAAGUGUAGAUCCAGAACCGAGAAUCACCAGCCUUCCCAUGAUGAACGGCAUGUGCAGCAAUUGCAACAAGAUUGUGCAGUUACUGACAGAAAUGCUCUCCCAUCCAGACUCACAGCACCUGAUUGAAAAAGCGGUGGACAGGUUUUGUUAUGAACACCCCGUCAUCCCCUUGUGUAUGGACGGAGCAAAGACAUACAUUCAUUUGAUCAUCAGACAUUUCAGUGCAUUCACAAAAGAAAACAGUGACGUGUGUUCAAUGCUGGGACUGUGUGCCGUCCAGCCUGAGAGAAAAUCAGCAUCAGAGCUCGACUUCAGCCUGAAUGAACAGGGUUUGAUCUACACAAAACCCUCAAGAGGAACUGGUCCAGAGGUUCGUAUCAAUCCCGUCUGUAAUUUCUGCCUCCUCUUCAUCAAGACAGUAGAGAACUUGUUGCCAAAAGAGAAAACUGAAGCGGCUAUAGAAAACCUGUUGGAGAAAAUCUGUAGUUAUUUGCCUGAACAAUAUGAGGACACAUGCAACACCUUUGUGAAAACCUAUGGAAAGCAGUUAAUUGAGCUCCUGCUGUACUCCAUGCCUCCUCAUGCCAUCUGCACCGCACUGGGACUCUGUCUCUUUCCAGAAACACCAGCGAUGGCCUUGUCGGCAGCACAAACGGACUGUGACUCCUGUAAGAUUCUAGCGGUUCUUUCUCAGUUUCAUUUGGGUCUGAAUGCAACAGACACGCAGACUUCUGACCUGCUGCAGAAGAUCUGCCACCUCCACCCUGGUGCCAUCCCUCAAUGUGAAGGCUUUGUGAAGUUUCACGGCCACAGACUCCUGAAGACUGAUGGGAAACAUCCUCUGAUCACUGCAUGUCUGAAAGAUGACCUUUGCAGCGGACAAAACUGAAAGAGAUCCAUUGAUAGUGAAUUUCUGUAUUAGUUUACUUGAUCACGCAUUUUCUGUACACUUUCUUGCCACGCACAAACUGAAGGAACAUUUGAUAAAGCUGCCUAAUUACUAAUUAUCAAUCUUGUACACACAAAUCAACAGUUUUUAUAGUAAGGCUUUUGUGUGUUUUUAAAGAAGUCUCUUCUGGAGCAUUUAUUUGAUCCAAAGUACAGCAAAAACAGUAAAACAUCUUAAAGUCCACAUGAACCAGAAGCUGCGAGUGUUUUUUUUUUUUCGUAUUGUGAUGCAGUUCCUAGAGAAACAGAUUAUUAAAUGAGAAAACAGUGGGCGUGGCUUGUUUUUUCUACUGCGAGCUGAUUGGAUGUAGAAAAGUAGGCAUUUCAUUCAGAAAGAUGAGUGAAAAACAUUACAACCUAACAGACUCCUCCUCCUCGCCAUUUGUUGUCAAAACUGACAGCUGGAGGGGCGUGGUUAAGUAUGUUAGCCCCGCCCACUACCUCAGACAGAUCUAAUCUGAGUAUGUAACUGAAAACAAACAGGAAGUGCAUUUUCAGAUUUCUAUUAAAGAUUACAAGAGCAAACUAUUAUUUUUUCUUCAUGACAUGCACAGAUGAAUUGUUCAGCACAAAACUAGCAAUGCAAGCUAACUUCACUGUACUUUGGGUCAAAUAAAUACAGGCUUGGUGAGCAGAAGAACACAUUAAAAAUCUGGGCUGUGCUACAAAGUUUGACCAAUAGUGUACAUUUAGUAGAAUAAUCCAAACCACACUGGAUAAACAUUUAAUAGGAAACCAGUCAACUUAACCAACAUCUUGAGUAAAACUAUAUUAAACUCUUACUUCCUCGUUUUCAGACUGAGAUGAUGUUCAUUUUUACAUGACAUAUUUAGAGGAUGUAAAAAUAAAAGUAAUCCUUAAAAGCGACAUUUACUGUAUGUUUUUUUAAAAGAUGUUUUUGUUGCUUCAUAAGUGUAGCUGA